AUGUCGGACAGCCCAGUUCCCGCCCUUCUGAGGCCUACGGCCGCUGAAUUUGUUCCCGGUCAGCUUGCGCAUCCCAGCCCUGCGUCGAGCGAGCGCGUCUCUUCCCCUGCGACGCCGCCUCAGCAAGGCUUCAACGCUCAUCCCCAGUAUCAGCUCCCGCAACAUCCACAGGGACUGCCAUACUGUAGCCCUGGUUUCUACGGGUAUCAGCCAUACCCCCUAUACGAUGGCUACACCCACUACUACAACCAGGUCCACAACCCCUUCGACUUCCACGCCACUCCACCCAUGAACUACGUGCAGCCCCAAGGCCCUAUGUGGAACCACGAACAGUUCUCCUCCAUCGAGUACACCGCAGGCACGCCCGAGCCGUUCACAAACCAGCACCGCGAGGUCAACGGCGUACGGGCCGGCACGAUGCCCUACCAGAACAACCACCAGGGCCGCUAUCAGAAUGGAAACGGUGUGGACCCCAACACCGGGCUCAGGAGGAGGCCUAGGAAGAAUAACCGUAGGAAGUAUAACCACCGGGCGCGGGGACAGAACCAGAACCAGGAUCACGACCAAGACCAAGACCACGACGACGACGACGACCAAGGUCACGAGCAACAGCAGAAGCCUGGCGGCGAGGCCAGUGGAACCUAUCGACGAAACCCGCCUCGUGAACAAGACUGA
Alternaria infectoria is the source of this 675-nucleotide messenger RNA. RefSeq lists its product as uncharacterized. The record is from RefSeq and is a predicted model, not a curated record. Lineage: Eukaryota; Fungi; Ascomycota; Dothideomycetes; Pleosporales; Pleosporaceae. Bases 1 to 675 code for a protein of 224 amino acids. The transcript has a single exon.